AUGGCAGCAGAGCAGAGAAAGUUAUUGGUGCAAUUAAUGGGCAAUGAUUCCCUCAUCUCGCCUGUGGUGAGGAGGAGAAUGCCUGAAAUAACCUCUCAUAAGGUGUGUAAGAGUUUUUUGGUGGGCACUUGUCCGUAUGAUUUGUUUGUGGGAACCAAGCAGGAUUUGGGAAGGUGUCCCAAGCUUCACUUGGAGAAGCUCAAACUUGAAUACGAGUACCGCACCAAGAAGGGAGAGCUAUUUCCUGACUUCAGAUAUGAAUAUUAUAUGACCCUAAGACGCUAUGUUCAAGACAUUGAUUAUACCAUUGAAAAUGCCAAUAAGAAGCUUGAACAUACCCCAGAAGAAAAGGAGAAGAUCUCAGAAGUUACGAAAGAUCUCGAGAAUCUCGAUACUAAAAUUGGGUUGAUGCAACAAGAAAUCAACUACCUUAUAGCUGAGAACAAAACUCAGAUGGUGCUCAACCAGUCGAUAAAAUUAUCAGCUCUAAUCGAAGAAAGGCAGAAGUUGGGUGAAAAAGCCCGUACUAUCAUCGAAAACAUCGGACAAUCAGCCCAACAGAAACUUCAGGUGUGUGAGCAGUGUGGGGCAUUCUUAUCACGGUUGGAUAGUGAUAGACGGUUGGCGGACCAUUUUAUUGGUAAAAUACAUUUGGGCUACGUACAAAUGAGAUCAGAGUAUAAAGAACUUCAACAGCAGUAUAAGGACCAAACCUAAUCACUCUUGGUAUCUUUUUCCAUCGAGACCUUUUCCUUGGAAAUAUAUCCAAUGGCAUUCAAUCUUUCCGACAAAAUUGGGUGGGAUCUGUAAUAAGCUGAAUAUAAUGGGUCUGCCUCAACGUAACUCAAAUUUUCAAUGUUCAACUUAAUCAAAGAUUUACCCAAGUCGUCCGUAUAACCACACGAUUUAGCGUAUUCGUCGGCUUCAUAUUCGUGCUUUCUAACCAACAAGUUUUGAAGGAAUUGCAACCCCGAUUCAAGAGGCUUGAAGAUAUCUGAAAACAACAAAAGGGCAACGAUAGUUGGCUUGAGGCCAAAGAAACCAAACGACUGGAACAACGAGUUGUUCCCAAGGAAAGCAGCAAACAUGGAGAACAUAACCAUCAUGUUGACUUGGGAAAAUGCCAACAUCCUUGGUAAAUGGUUCAAUUUCCAAUGUCCGAUUUCAUGAGCCAACACGGCCACAGUCUCGUCGACAGUAGAGUGUUCGAUCAAGGUGUCAAACAAGACGAUUUGCUUACUCCAAGGUAAACCUGUGAAGUAGGCAUUGGAGUGACCCGAUCUUUUAGAUCCAUCAAUAACGUAUAACUUGGUCAAUGGGAACCCUUGCUUUUUGGCCAAGUCUUCAAUGGCUGUCUUCAAUUCACCAUCUUCCAAAGGAGUAAACUUGUUGAAAAGAGGUUGGAUCAAGGAUGGGAAAAUAGUCAUGAAGAACAAUUGGAAGAACAAUACAAGACCGCAAGCAUACAACACGAACGACUGGCCGUACCAUUCAAUGAUUUUCAAGAAUGAACCCAAGAAUGGAGGAAGCAACACCAUCUGAAUCAAAAGCGACUUGAAGAAAUCAGCAGCCCAUAAGCUCAAAGUAGACUUGUUAAAUCCAUACUUUUCUUCCAAUACAAAGGUCUUAUAGUAGUCAACGGGUAUAGAAGUGAGUUCACUGAAAAGCGAGUUAGCAAACAAGAAAAUGAUCGAUUGGGUGAUCACUCCUCCCAUGAACUUAGGUAACACUGGCAAAAGGUGACUAAGUACAGCUCCACUAAAAACCCAAAAUUUGGGUAAUAAAUCGUACUUAAUAUAAAGUAGGUUUUUAAUCAAGGAGUAAGCACUGGUGAAGAACGAAAAGCCUUCUUUGGCUCUGCUGUAUUCUUGAGACUUAUCAUAUGUUUCUUGUGUAAUCUCUGCCUUCAAUGAGUGAGGGACGGCCGUUCUUUUCAAUACUUGAUAUUGCUUAUAGCCUAAGAACGAUUCGAAAAUGUAUUGACCAAGCGUGAAGCUAACGAUCACGGUUUUCCAAUUGAUGCUUGGAUUAUCCAAAAAUCCCAAGUUCUUGAGUGGGUUAGUAUAUCGCUUGUAUCUGCUGGUUUUUAUGAUUAAACAUACACUUACUAAUGAGUACGUCAUUGAGUUAUUCAAAUGAAAAAUAUACGUGGAGCAAUUUCUCCAACGAAAAUGCGCCAUCGAGAAUGCG
Yamadazyma tenuis ATCC 10573 is the source of this 2190-nucleotide messenger RNA. The record is from RefSeq and is a predicted model, not a curated record. NCBI's taxonomy places the organism in Eukaryota, Fungi, Ascomycota, Pichiomycetes, Serinales, Debaryomycetaceae.